Messenger RNA from Lutzomyia longipalpis, 1569 nucleotides. RefSeq names its product putative fatty acyl-CoA reductase CG8303. Bases 1 to 1569 code for a protein of 522 amino acids. The transcript is spliced from 4 exons. Gene Ontology annotation, biological process: long-chain fatty-acyl-CoA metabolic process. Gene Ontology annotation, cellular component: peroxisome. The record is from RefSeq and is a predicted model, not a curated record. Lineage: Eukaryota; Metazoa; Arthropoda; Insecta; Diptera; Psychodidae. Gene Ontology annotation, molecular function: alcohol-forming very long-chain fatty acyl-CoA reductase (NADP+) activity.
AUGGAUAAAUUACCACGAAUAAGGGAUUAUUUUGCGCAGAGGAGUGUCCUGCUGACAGGUGGGACAGGAUUCAUUGGGAUGGGUCUCAUUGAGGGUCUCCUGAGUGCCAGCCCUGACCUCCAGAGGAUCUACGUUGUUGUGCGCGAGAAGAAAGGACUCGCACCGCAGGAACGCCUCGUACGGCUCCUCUCGAGUGAAAUCUUCAAUCAUCACACUGCGGAUGUUAAGGCAAAAGUUGUGGCUGUUGUGGGGGAGCUCACAGCUGAAAAUCUCGGUCUCGGUGAGGAAAUUCUGCGGGAAAUUCGGGAAAAUGUGAGCGUAGUCAUUCACAAUGCAGGACUCAUAAAGUUCAACAGGAGCCUCCGUGAAGCCGUUACGAUGAAUGUUCUCACAACGCUGCGUUGCAUUGAACUCGCCAAGAGUCUGAGGAAUCUCUCAGCCUUCAUCUUCUCCUCCACAGCCUUGGCGAACUCCAACAUUUCCGGACGGAUCAAGGAGGAAAUUUACAAAACAAAGAGAUCCCCACAAGAGAUGAUCAGGCUGGCCCUUGAGACACCAUCGACGAUUGAUUAUGAAGCUGAAAUUAAGUCAAUCCUUAUUGAAGGGCACGUCAACACUUACUCCUACUCCAAACAAUUGGCUGAGAAUCUUAUUCUUGAGGAGAUGAGUGGAUUACCAGCUGGUAUUGUUAGAUCUGCUCUUGUUCUAGGCUUCUAUGAACAUCAAAUCCCCGGAUGGAUGGGCAAUUCCCAGAGUGGACAGUGUGGCCUUGUAAAAGGCUACGUUAAGGGAGCUGUUCGAUCUGUACUUGGUGAACCAAAUAGUGUUUCAUUUACAAUUCCCUGCGACUACGUUGUCAAAGGAACUCUGGCUUUAAUUACUUCAAUAGGAGCACGGACAACACAUCAAAAUAUUCCCAGCAUAAUCCACCUUUCUGGUACGAGAAGUACAAAUCCGUUAACAAUUCAAGGCUUUACGGAUAUACUCAAUGAAGAAUCCUGGAAGAAUCCUUGCGAUUCAUACGUUUUUCUGCCACGUUGCAAAGUAAGGAAUGGUUGGAGAUCUGACCUAUACAUGCUACUAUGCUACUUUAUAGCAUUGAUGUUCUACAUUCCUGACUACCUUCUUAAACUAACGCCAGAAUGGAUGAGUACCACCAAUUUAGUUUUAAUCCAAUACAAAGCCAGUAAACACUUUGCACAACUUCCGAUGAUUCUUACGGAUCUUGAUAUCAAAAAUGCCCAAAAUCUCGCUCAGAGACUUCAUCCUGAUGAUCAGAAGAAGUAUAGUUUUGACACAAGUAAAAUCAACUGGAAUAAGCUUAUUGGGAACUGCAUUGCCUGGCUAAGGAAGUACUACUACAAGGAUUCCUGCAGUGUUACGUGGAUGCAUAGGGCUGUUCAAAUAGGAUGCCUAUUCAUUGAAGGCGCCUGGUAUUUGUGGAUCUUCUUCACGACAACACUGGCAUUCCUCGUUGCUGGUUUCCUCCUGGAAUAUACCAUGGUUUACGUCCUUCUUGUAGGUCUAGCGGUGGGACUAGGACUAGCAGGAUUUGUUUUGUGGCUCUAA